Messenger RNA from Antechinus flavipes (yellow-footed antechinus), 6428 nucleotides. RefSeq names its product 6-phosphofructo-2-kinase/fructose-2,6-biphosphatase 2 (gene PFKFB2). Gene Ontology annotation, molecular function: 6-phosphofructo-2-kinase activity; ATP binding; fructose-2,6-bisphosphate 2-phosphatase activity. NCBI's taxonomy places the organism in Eukaryota, Metazoa, Chordata, Mammalia, Dasyuromorphia, Dasyuridae. The transcript has 14 exons. Bases 955 to 2328 code for a protein of 457 amino acids. Gene Ontology annotation, biological process: fructose metabolic process; fructose 2,6-bisphosphate metabolic process. The record is from RefSeq and is a predicted model, not a curated record. Gene Ontology annotation, cellular component: cytosol.
CCAGGUGAAGGCGCGCGCAAGGGGUGGGGUCAUGAAGUGGGCGUGGUUAAGCAGGCAAUUGAUUUGAAUGUGAUUUGCAUGCCCAGCCCCUGCCCGCGGUUCAGUUGGGUUCCCGAGGGACUAGCUGGUCCUAGAGUGGUAUCACAAGGUGAGGAGUUGCUGCGUAGCGCCUCGGAUGGAUGGGGCCUGGAAUCGGACGGGAUAGGGGGAGGUUUAUGCAUUAGGGUAAGAACCUGGAGGAUAAUAAAUCUGAGAGCCCUAGUGCCGGUGUGUUGCAGGUUGCGGGGAAUAUUUAGAUGCCGGCAACCCUGGGAGUCCAUGAGGGUGUAAAAGGAAGGGGAGCCUUGAAGGCCGUGCAGGGACUGUGAAAGCGUCUUUAAGAAGCCUCCUUAUCAGAUCCUUGGCGAUCUAGUUGCGGGGGUGGGGGGACGCAGGUAGGUAGGAGUCUAGGGUCAGAAGGAAUCAACACCCGUUUCUGGUGAAGGAUCAACCUUUGUCUUGCAGUAUGGUAUUGGGUGGUGGUAGUGACCAAUUAUCUGUGGGCCUCAGUUUACACUAGGAAUCUAGAAAUUCCUCCUUGCCCCUGGAGUAUCAGUGGUGUGGAAGACUUGGGUUGAACGUGGUGUUAGGGACGCAGGAGGACAAGUAGUGUGUUGAAGCUGUCUUGGCUUCCUGUUACCCUCUUUUUUCCUCUUACGAACCGGCUUCCUGCUCACAGAGACUAUCCCACCUGCAUUUCUAUCAAGACAAUCCAGUGAGAGUGUAUUGGAUGGUUUGGAUUUCUUACUUGUUAAUUGCCGAGAUCUUGUUUUUCCUUUUUGAGUAAGGUUGGGGAGGGGAGGGGGGUCACUGAGGAGGGCGGAGGGUGUGUGUGUCUUACUCCUUCCCUUUCUUUACUUAGCUUCUUUCUUUUCUCCUCAGAAGUUCCCCAGGGCUUCGAGUCACUGAACUGCCAUGUCUGGGAAUCCGGUGUCAACCCCAGAACAGAACAGUCAUGAAAACAAGACUACUAAUCUUAGGCAGUCAGAGAAGAAGUGCUCAUGGGCCUCCUACAUGACAAACUCCCCAACACUUAUUGUAAUGAUUGGCCUGCCAGCCAGGGGCAAGACUUAUGUAUCCAAGAAACUCACCCGUUACCUCAACUGGAUUGGGGUACCCACCAAAGUUUUUAAUCUCGGGGUAUAUCGACGUGAAGCAGUCAAAUCAUAUAAAUCCUACGACUUCUUCCGGCAUGACAAUGAAGAGGCCAUGAAGAUUCGAAAACAGUGUGCCCUGGUAGCUCUAGAAGAUGUUAAGGCAUAUUUCACUUAUGAAUGUGGUCAGAUCGCGGUAUUUGAUGCUACCAAUACCACCCGGGAAAGAAGGGACCUGAUCUUGAACUUUGCCAAGGAGAAUGCCUUUAAGGUCUUCUUCGUGGAAUCUGUCUGUGAUGAUCCUGAUGUGAUUGCAGCCAACAUUCUGGAAGUGAAAGUCUCGAGCCCGGACUACCCAGAAAGGAACAGGGAGAAUGUGAUGGAGGACUUCUUGAAGAGAAUUGAGUGUUACAAAGUCACCUAUCGGCCUCUUGACCCUGACCACUAUGACAAGGAUUUGUCCUUCAUCAAGGUGAUCAAUGUGGGGCAGCGGUUCUUGGUGAACCGGGUACAGGACUACAUUCAGAGCAAGAUUGUGUACUACCUCAUGAACAUCCAUAUCCAGCCCCGAACUAUUUAUCUUUGUCGCCAUGGAGAAAGCGAGUUCAACCUGCUGGGCAAGAUUGGGGGUGACUCUGGUCUCUCAUUUCGAGGAAAGCAGUUUUCUCAAGCACUGAGGAAGUUCCUGGAAGAGCAGGAGAUUGUGGACCUCAAAGUAUGGACCAGCCAGCUAAAAAGAACUAUUCAGACUGCAGAGUCUCUGGGGGUGACAUAUGAACAGUGGAAAAUCCUAAAUGAGAUUGAUGCUGGUGUGUGUGAAGAGAUGACCUAUGAGGAAAUUGAGAAGCAAUACCCAGAAGAGUUUGCUCUUCGGGAUCAAGAGAAAUAUCUAUAUCGUUACCCUGGAGGGGAGUCAUACCAGGACCUGGUGCAGCGGCUGGAGCCGGUCAUCAUGGAGUUGGAGCGCCAGGGCAACGUCCUUGUCAUCUCCCACCAGGCUGUCAUGCGCUGCCUUCUGGCCUACUUCUUGGACAACAGUGCAGAUGAGCUACCAUAUUUGAGGUGCCCACUCCACACCAUCUUCAAACUCACACCUGUGGCUUAUGGAUGCAAAGUGGAAACAAUAAAACUCAACGUGGAAGCUGUGAAUACUCACCGAGACAAGCCUACUGCAAAAAUGGGGCUGGUCAUGUGAAGGGACUUUUCCCCCAGAGCCCCUCAAGAUACCCGCCUUUGGAUAAGGAGGCCAGGGCCAGACUCUUCAGGAGACAACAGUCAGACCUACUGCUCGCUGCCAAGAUUGGGACCUCACCGAUGCAGGGACUAGAACAGGAAGCUAAGUGAGGGCAGUGGGGCAGCGGGGACCAUUCAGAAGAGGCCUGGAAAACAAAUGCAAAUAUAACCACUUUUUCUCUUCAAUGAAUAACAUGAAAAUCAGCCAGACUGGGAAACUCAGAGCCCCAGUAUAUCCCAGACUCCUUGAUGUCCUGGACCAACUUCUCUCAAUGGAAGCUUCAAUUUGUUUUUAAUUCUCUCUUCGAUGGAUUUUAGCCUGCAUGGAUUAUUCUGGCUUUUAUUUAGGCACUGCACAUCCUACCUGUGGCUGCCUGUGUCUUUAGCUGGCUGACUGCUUUAUCUGUGGGCACUAAGACAACUCUCUGAAUUUAGUUAUUACCUGGUGAGGGGACUGAUCUCUACAAAGAUUAGAACUUAAUCCUGGUCAUUUGUCAUCAUCCAUUUUAGGCAGUCAACUUUGAAGCCCAGAGUCCAUCUUCACCUUUGCAAUACAUUCCUCCUUCUUGAGAGGCAAAAGGAGGAAGAGUCCUGGGGAUCAGUCCCUUUGGUGAAAUGGCUUCCAUUACUUCAAAGGAAAAUCUUUUGUUUUGAAACUAUUUGUCUUGAUUUUAGAUUUUUGACCUAGACUCCAUGAGCGUAGAAUUAUCUGAAAAGCCCUCCAAGAUAAUAAGUCCAUGAUUGCUCCUCAUUUCUCCCUUAUAGUUAUUAUUCUUUCCCAUAUGGUUUUUUCCCCCCAAGCUGAUACCAUGUGCCUCUCAUAGCUGGAGAAGACCACAAUUCCUGGUGAGAGGAAGAUUAACAUUCUAUUUCCUUCCUUUUGGCAAUGAAAAAAGAAGGGUUUUUUUUGUUUGUUUUAUUUUAGAAAAUAACUUUACCUGAAAUGUCUCUGCAUCAAACUAUCAGGCCCUCAAUGGCAGGGUCUGUCUCAGGGCCUUAUGGUCUCCAAGGAGGCUGUGACUAACUAAGGAAGCCGUCACCAAGGCACCAAGACAGCAGCUUGGCCUGCCAACCUUCCCACACUUGGCCUGUCCCCCAGUUCAAGGGGCCCAUCCAGUUCCUUUGUCAGGGGUUCUAAGGGUAAGGGCAGAGCAGAUGCUCUCAGGGUUUGGGAGCUGGCUCCCUUGGUUUCCCUUACAGACUACGGGACUCUUGCCCUAUUACUCUGCAUUUGACUGUAGAAGAAAAAAGGGGUACAGGUUACCGUGCAUGGCAGUCAGAACUUCUAAGGCAAACCUGGAAAGUCUUAUAAGGAUAAUGAUCUUUUAAAAUUUUUGCUUUGCUUAUAAUUUUAAAAACAAUCACUGAGAUAAGCAUGUUAUGGAAUGGAGGUCAAUGGGGAAAAGGGCACAUGGAAGAAAGAAAGAAAGAAAAAGAGAACUUUUCCCAUGUGAUCUUGCUAUCACAUGGGAAAAAGUUCUUAUUUACUCAACAUGUUUAGAGCUGAGCUGCCGGCAGUUCAGCUUUCAGUGAGGGGGAAGAGGUCUGGGGAUCAGUCCCUUUGGUGAAAUGGCUUCCAUCACUUCAAAGGAAAAUCUUUGAUGUUAUGCACAUAUCCUUGCAUCCAAGUAGCCCCUCAGUCUUCUCUGGAACAGGUAAUAUGUUUUAACCUGGCUACUGGAAGCCAAUACUUGGAAAUUUUUCUCCUGCUUCCUGCCUUUUUGUAUGCAUCUGGUGAUGUCUUUAUUUUGAUUCUUAGCUUUGUUCAAUCCUUGCAGGGCAUUUGGAUUUGCCAUCCAGAUAACAAAUUCCUCUUUAUUAGAUGUCUUCAAGCAAACCCCUUGUAAUGCGUUUUUUACCUUGCUUAGGUAUGGUGUGGACCAGAUGGCCUCUGAUAGUCUUUCCAACUUGAUAUUCUGUGGGGCUCAGUUUUUCCAGCAAAGAUUUUUUGUAAAGUGAAUUUUCCUUAAGUGAAUCCUUUUUCCCCCACCAUUGAGUUCCUUUUAUAUAAUCAUUUUCUGAGGAAAACAAAUUAACUUACAAAUGUGAUAAAAUGCUUUAGAAUAUAACAAAUCCUUUAAAUCGGGCAUUCAGGAGAAAAUGACUAAUAAUAAACAAGCCAAUAAGAUAGAAAACAUUUAAUAAUACUGUUUAAAAGAUUAAUGGCUUAAAACUGCCUAUUUUAUUAACAAUUAAUUAGUAGACUAUACUUAUAUUUUCAAUAUAAUCAAUUCCUUAAGGAUCAGUGCCUAGUAUAGCACCUUAUGAACACAUAGUGAGCAGCUUUAAUAAAAAGUAGUUAGCCUAAAUUCAUUAGGACUUCAAAAAUACCAUUUAUAUCUGUGGGACCAUUCAUUGCUCUGGGCCUAGAUUUCCUCAUCUGUAAAAUGUGGGGAUUGGACUAAUUGAUUGAAGGGCUUUUCCAGCUUUAAAUGGAUGAUCCAGUAAUCCUAAAGUUCUUCUCAGCUUCAAAUUGAUCUGUAAUCCUAAAUUUGCUGAACUGAUUGCUGUAUAUUAACCUACUGCUAUUGUUCCUUAGUAGAAGGUGCAAAUACCAAUGAUUACACAGAUCCAGACCAAAAAAAAAAAAAAUCAGUGGGUCAAUGUGUGCAUUAAAAAGUUUCUAGAAGUGUCUAACUGGAUGAGGUAAUAGAAACAAUAAGAUCUAACUAUUUAUCUUCCUGUUAAAGGACAUUUCUGAUUCAGUGAAUAAAUUUAUAAAGUUGAGUAUUGUUAAGUUAAGAAAAUUCCUCCUGAGCAGGGGGCAUGUAUAUAAACCCUGGCAAAUAUUUUUAUAAACAUUAUCAAGACUACCACUAUUGUGAUAAUGGAAGAGUUUGUAAAAAUUUCACAUUGCUUUCUGGUGUGGUUUUGCAUUCAGUCACCUGACUAAAAAGGAAGAAAGGACUAAAUGGGAUCAUUCUUCCUUCUCAUUUUGCAGUGCUCCCUGAGAGCAGAGAAUGUUUCCUUUUUUUGUUUUUGUAAUUCUAAUCCCUAGCAUGUAAAGGCAUUGAGAUGUUGAAUUUAUGGAGGUUGAAUGGCUGAGACCUUUAGAGAUUUUGACUUGUCCAGGGUCACAAGAUCAAAUUCUUGAUGAAGCUGGACUAAAAGUCUCUAAUAUAUUGCAGGGUGUAUGCAUCUGCAAAAAGAGAUUUUUCCCUGUCAACCCAUUUUCCUGAUUUUUUUCUUCCUUCCCUCACCCCACUUUCCAGAUUGAGCAUGAAAGAAACUUGCAGCCCUAGCAGCACUUUAUAGAUUAUUAAGAAUGAAAGAGAAUUUGGCAAUAUGAUUUUCUUUGUCUAUGUUUUUGUUUCAGUUCAAGCCAUCAGUGAAAAAAAAAAAAAAAAAGCACCCUGGGAUGAUUGCCUGGAGUAGUAGUAACUCUGUUAAAUCUCUAGGAGGAAAAUCUUUUCUCCAUCAGGUGAUUAGUGGUCUAAAUCAGGUGCUGGUCAGGUCUGAAAGAGUACACUUAAUCUACUAAAGAGUAGCAUAUUCCCCCAGGAGAAUCUUGUAAAGUUAGCUUCACCUUCCAGAGUGUCCCCUCCUUUGCCACUGCCAUUUUAGAAUGUUCAUGCAAUGGAAAGAAAGGAAGCUGGACGUUCCUAAGGCAUUACUAACUACAACUUGUUAAAUAUUAUUUUAUAAAUGUGCAUCCCAGAAUCACUUAUGGAACUGGUUAAUUGCUUUUUUUCUCCAUUUAUUUAUGGGUGAUUUUAGACCCUUUGAAGCCAGUGUAGCGUAUAACAUGGGGAAUGGGAUGGAAGAAGGGGAGGGUGGGAAUUCUCAUUGUGCAGUGGUUUCAUAUUUGGGAGUUGUUGGGACAGGAAGGAAAAACACUUUCAGCCAUAGAGUUUGAGAGUGUCCUGUUGUGGGAUGGAGUGGGGAUGGAGAAGUGGCAUCUAUUUUGAGUUAUUACUUGCAUUAUUUUUGAAGAAUGGUUAAAUUUUUCUUGAGUUUAUACCUAAGAAAAGUAUAUAAGCAAACUCAUCUCUUCUUUCUGAUUAUACUGCACACAAGCCAUUGCGACGAUGCUUAUUUGCAAUAAAGCAUUUUCUGAAAUUC